CACCCAGCGCAGGCCUCUUGCACCGGCCUCGCCAGCGACCUGGGCGCACCCCCGGCUCGGCCUGGAGCAUCCGCGGCGGCUUCGAGUGCGGCUCGCGCUCACGUGGGUGCUCCAUCAUCGGUGGAGGCCAGCCUGCAAAGCAUGGAGGCGCGCCUACAGGCCUCUCUGCAGGCGGCCGUGGCGUCUGCGAGCUCGAGCAUGUCGAAGGCCUUCCAGACGGCGCUCGUCGAGAUGGCCCAGCAGAACGACGGCCGCUUCCAGGCGAUGGAGGACCGCAUCGCUCCCAUUGAGGAGAAGAUGGUGCAGGUCGACCAAAUGCAGAGAGAGAUCCAGAAACUCAAGGAGGAGUUGGUGGUGCUCAACGCGGGCGUCCCUGCGGAGCUUUCAGGCGGCAGCUGGGACAGGGCGACGGACACCGCGGUCGUCACGGUCUUCGCCAAGACCGCGCUCUCCAAGCCUGCUGUGGAGCAAGCACUGGCCCCGCUGGUGGCUGAGGCACAGCUCAAUGACCACGUGGUGCUGGAGGGCGACGCGGUCUCGCAGCGCUUCCUCCUCCGAUGCAAGGGCGCGGCAGCUCUGGCGGCCCGUCGGGUCAACAAGUUGCUGCAGCUCAUGCGCGUGGGGCAGGGCCAAUGGCGGGAGAUCCGUGCGGCGGCCCCGACGGGCGCGCAAGUCCUCCUCAAUCUGGGGAAGGAUCGGAACCGUCGUCAAGUCAGUCACGAGCUGGCCCUCAAAAGGAUCAAGCAAGGGAUCGAAGGUCUGCUCCCGCACAAGCUCUUCAUGGAGAAGGACGCGGCGGCGCUGUCGCUGCAAUGGACGCAACUGCUGCGGGUGCAGAUCGAGUCCCCUUCGGCAUGCCCCCAGGUGCUCUGGAACAUGGCGUGCAUCAGGAAGUUCAAUCUCGACAAGGUCGCGCUGGCGGAGGCGGCGGAGCGUGUGCUGCAACCCGAGGCGCAGUUCGCGUCGUGGAACACCAGGGCCUUCGCCAGCUACCAGCCGAGGCUCAUCAAGAAGAAGUUGCGUUACCUGCAGACGCACUGGCGGGGGCCAGUCGUACUUGGGAUGCAGGAGACGCACGCGGGUGAGGAGACCAUGCAGCAGCUGCUUGGUCGUGCGGCCCGAGAUGUUGUUUGCUUUGCUUCAUCACCAAUCGGAGCUCUUUCUGAUGCGGGUGGGGUAGCCACUGUCUUCCCUGCGCAGACGAGUGGCGACCGCAUCACAUACAUCCCGUUCGACGCUGUCCCUGGCCGUGCCCUCAAGGUGUCGGCCCUCAAGUCAGGCGCUGAGCUCCGCCACUGGAACGUGCACAACCACGGCUUCACAGCGGACGUGCGCACUCGUCUUCUUCAACAUAUUCAUGCUGACCUCGCCUGGGCACGCGCCAACCCUGUGGCCCGCGCCGCGGUGGUGGUGGGCGACUUCAACUACGGCGACGUCCUGGGGCAGGAAGUGUUCAGCGCACAGCCCCCUGGGCAAGCGCCGUCUGGGCCGAGGGCGCAUGCCCAGCGUGCCUGGGAGGAGGCGACGCGCUUGGCGGUGGACCUCGCUCCUGCCCGAGCGACGCACUGGCAUCAAGGUCUGCGUCGUGCUUCCAGGAUUGACAAAAUCAUGGUGAGCGUUCCCCGCUGGGCCCUCUGCCAGCUCUGGCAAUCUGCCGCAGUGUGCGGAGAGCCGAGGGAGAUGCACAUCAAUGAGGUGAGCGACCACGCGAUGGUCAUCGCGUCGGUCGCGCCGAGGGCGCUGCGGCCCCGCUCUCUGGGCCCCGCCCCCAUCCCGAGGAGAUUGGUCAUGAUGCCGCGCUACCGCGAGAUCGUGGAGCUCUACUGUGCGGAGGUGAGCUGGGACAAGCUGGCCCCCCCCGACGCGUACGCAGCGUGCGUCGCGUCCCUCCAGGCGGCGGCCGAGCUCCUGCAGACCGAGCUGCUGGCGACGAACGGCGGCGCGAAGGGCCCCAGCGCCAUGAUCUGGAGGCAACUGGCCCGAGCGGUCUGGCGCCAGGACGCUGCGCUGGCGAGGGCGGUGGUGGCGCAGAACCCCUGGGCGUAUGACGUGGUCGAACUGGGGCCGCUGGGCCAGCCGCAUCAGGUGACGCUCAAGGGGCCCGCCGCGUUCGAGCGCCGCUACAC
Molecule: messenger RNA, 2126 nt
Organism: Prorocentrum cordatum
Lineage: Eukaryota; Dinophyceae; Prorocentrales; Prorocentraceae
Source: the annotation of a GenBank genome assembly